CCUUUGCCUCCUAACAAGGUCAAUCGCUACACUGUAGUGCCGUGCACCCAGCUCCUCUUCGGCAUCUUGGACGAGGGCUCAGGCGCGCCCUCGCGACGGGUGGGACCCUGUCGACUCCACCUUGGCACGGGUAUUCGGGCAGGUGUUUUAAUGUCGUCUUUCACCACUCAGAGGGAGGCGGGCACGUCACUGCGGCGGGCCAGAAAAUGUACCACGUGCGAGGGAGCUGUUCGUUUGAGCUGCAGCCAAGGACCCAAGGCGAUGGCGAUGGUACAUCAGACUUGCCAGAUGACGGCCUUUUGUCGGACGAAGAACGCACCAAGGGGAAGAAAACACGAGGGGCUGAGAAGAGAACGCAGUACAGCAACAGGAAGAAGGCCGCGGUGGUCGCGGAGCUGCGAGAGCUGGAGGCCGAUCACGCCGAAAAGAUCUGGCAUGUUCACGGCGUGUCGUGCCAGCAGUUCCUGGCAAGGAAGACCGGCAUUCCCCAACCCAACAUCUGCAGGUGGAACGGUGACGCAGAGAAGCUGAUCGCAGCCGCGGCCAAUGACUUGAUAAGAGACCUUUUCAAGACUGGCAGGGAGAGGAGGCGGUCUGGAGACGCAGAGAAGAAGCUGCACUCGCUGCUGCUGCAACGGCGCAAGAGGAAGCUCAGAGUGUCGACAGCCUGGAUUCGAGUCAACGCGAGAAAGCUCGUGGUGGAAAUGUAUCCGGACGACCCGUGUGCAAAGAACUUUUCAGCGUCGGAUCGGUGGUGCAGGAAGUUCGCGAAGCGCCACCAUCUCUCGAAACGAAGGCGCACAAGCAUGAAGAAAAAGUCGGUGGAGGACCGUCUUCCGCAGAUGAAGAGCUUCCACAGGAGGCUGCGCCAGCUGCUGCAGGAACCACCCGUUCGCCGGGCCGCUGCUUCGGGCGCCGCCGAGAACAACGGCGCUGCGAUCGUUCCUGUGGAAUCGUCCCUCUACGGGCGCUUCAGCCUGAAUGCGCGUUUCAACGUCGACCAGGUUGGGCUCGCAUUCGUCAACGGCCUCGACUCGACAUGGGACGAGACGGGAGCUUUGCGAGUGCAAAUUGGGCAGCCAUUCCCUGGUCUUGAGAAGCGACAGUGCACCGUCAACUGUUGCAUCGGAGCUGGCGACAAGUUGAUGCCGACCGCGGUCAUUUUCCGCUGGAAAGGAAAAGUCUCGGUGGUGGAGAAGGCGGCGUACUACCCCGGUGUGGACGUGCUCUUCCAGGAGAACUCGUGGACGGACGGCCCAACGUGCAUGGCGUGGGCAAAAAGCAGCUUCCUACGCAGCAUCAAGGAGGGGGAAGGUGUCGUUCCAGAGGAGCAGUCCAUCCUUUUCGCGGACAACCUGCACGCGCAGACAACGGACGAGUUCAAAAAAUUCCUUCACGGCGAGUGCAACACGCUGCUGCGGCUGCUUCCCCCCAAGUUGACCGACGAACUCCAACCAGUCGAUGCCGGCUAUGGACGCCUCCUCAAAGUCGAAGUCGGUAACGAGCUAGAUGAAUUUCUUGGGCACAAGGAAAACUUUUGCCUGUGGGAGACCAACAAGCUUUCAGCUGGUGCAACGCGAAUGGACGCUCGGCCUGGGUACCGUCAUCGCCUGCUCGAGAAGGCCGGACUGGCGAUGACGGCAGACGGGUCGUUGGACGACCGCAUCACUCCGGAGGGUGUUGUUGGGGCGUACAGCUUCAUGGACGAGUGCACGAGCAGUGACGAGGAGAUGCCCGACCAGGAUGAUGAGGUCGGCGACGACGAUGGGGUGGCGGGCGGUGGCGAAUCAAGCUGCGACAGCGACGCGACGCAAGCGCAGAUAAUGAUGCUAGACAGCGACGAUGACGUCGACUCCGACGAUGACAUCAUCGCGAUGGAGCUUCCGGUCGGAUUCCGUCUUCAAGAGUCUCCUCCAGAAAAGCUGGAUCGCGCAUUGAUUAAGCGUUGCGUGAUCUUGAGGCGUGGUAUGGGGUGGUUCUUGGGGCAGAUCAGCCGGGCAGUGCCCCCGCAAACUUACGACUACCGCGUGGUUCUGGCGUACGACCAAAGCACCAUCACUGUGAAGAUACCUCCAGAUGCAUGCGAUGUAGACAAGGCGAACGCAGCCGUAGGAGCGUGGGCGUUGAUCGAGCCGAUCGACGAUUUGAAUGAGCCGGCGGGGGGGGUGUGA
Ectocarpus sp. CCAP 1310/34 is the source of this 2171-nucleotide messenger RNA. The record is from the annotation of a GenBank genome assembly. Lineage: Eukaryota; Phaeophyceae; Ectocarpales; Ectocarpaceae.